GCCGCCGCCCGCCCUGCUGCCCCGCCGGGCUCGCCCGCGCGCUCAGCUUGAUCCAGCGCAGCCCAGGCGGUCCCACCAAGGAGGAGAAGGAUGGCAGUUCCGCGCUGCAGCCCGUGGGUGAAGCUGCUGCUGGCAGCAAUGCUGAGUGUCAGCCUCCCUGGAAACAUGGCCAACCGCUGCAAAAAGGCUCAGGUGAAGACCUGUACAGAGUGCAUCCGCGUGGACAAGAGCUGUGCCUACUGCACAGAUGAGCUGUUCAAGGAGCGGAGAUGCAACACUCAGGCGGAGCUUCUGGCUGCAGGCUGCCGGGGAGAGAGCGUGCUGGUCAUGGAGAGCAGCCUUGACAUCACAGAGAACACCCAGAUUGACACAACCCUGCACCGCAGCCAGGUGUCUCCCCAAGGCCUGCAAGUCCGGCUGCGGCCAGGAGAGGAGCGAAGCUUCGUGUUCAAGGUGUUUGAGCCUCUGGAAAGCCCUGUGGAUCUGUACAUCCUCAUGGACUUCUCCAACUCCAUGUCUGAUGAUCUGGACAACCUCAAGCAGAUGGGCCAGAACCUGGCCAAGAUCCUGCGCCAGCUCACCAGUGACUACACUAUUGGAUUUGGAAAGUUUGUGGACAAAGUCAGUGUCCCUCAGACAGACAUGAGGCCCGAGAAGCUGAAGGAGCCCUGGCCCAACAGUGAUCCCCCAUUCUCCUUCAAGAAUGUCAUCAGCUUGACGGAGAAUGUGGAAGAAUUCUGGGACAAACUGCAGGGAGAGAGGAUCUCGGGCAACCUGGACGCUCCUGAAGGGGGCUUUGAUGCCAUCCUGCAGACAGCUGUGUGCACAAGGCACAUCGGCUGGAGGGCUGACAGCACACACUUGCUGGUGUUCUCCACCGAGUCCGCCUUCCACUACGAGGCUGAUGGUGCCAACGUGCUGGCUGGCAUCAUGAACCGCAAUGAUGAGAAGUGCCACCUGGAUGCCGUGGGCACCUACACCCAGGACAAGACACAGGACUACCCGUCUGUGCCCACACUGGUGCGCCUGCUCGCCAAGCACAACAUUAUCCCCAUCUUUGCCGUCACCAACUACUCUUACAGCUACUAUGAGAAGCUCCAUAAAUACUUCCCGGUCUCCUCUCUGGGUGUGCUGCAGGAGGAUUCGUCCAACAUCGUGGAGCUGCUGGAGGAGGCCUUCUAUCGGAUUCGCUCCAACCUGGAUAUCCGGGCUCUGGACAGCCCACGAGGUGUGAGGACAGAGGUCACCUCCGAUACGCUCCAGAAGACAGAGACUGGGUCCUUUCACAUCAAGCGGGGAGAAGUGGGCACGUACAAUGUGCAGCUUCGGGCAGUGGAGGACAUAGAUGGGACACAUGUGUGCCAGCUUGCAGAAGAAGACCAAAGAGGCAACAUCCACCUAAAACCCUCCUUCUCCGACGGCCUCCGGAUGGAUGUGAGCGUAAUCUGUGAUGUGUGCGCCUGUGAGCUGCAAAAGGAAGAACAGUCAGCUCGCUGCCACUACAGAGGUGACUUCAUGUGCGGACACUGUGUGUGCAAUGAGGGCUGGAGUGGCAAAACCUGCAACUGCUCCACGGGCUCUCUGAGUGACACGCAGCCCUGCCUCCGUGAGGGUGAGGACAAACCGUGCUCGGGCCGCGGUGAGUGCCAGUGUGGACGUUGUGUGUGCUACGGUGAAGGCCGCUACGAGGGUCAUUUCUGCGAGUACGACAACUUCCAGUGCCCCCGAACCUCUGGAUUCCUGUGCAAUGACCGGGGACGCUGCUCCAUGGGACAGUGUGUGUGUGAGCCUGGUUGGACAGGCCGCAGCUGUGACUGUCCCCUCAGCAAUGCCACCUGCAUUGACAGCAACGGGGGCAUCUGCAAUGGACGAGGCUACUGUGAGUGUGGCCGCUGUCACUGCAACCAGCAGUCGCUCUACACGGACACCACCUGUGAGAUCAACUACUCUGCAAUACGCCUGGGCCUCUGUGAGGACCUGCGCUCCUGUGUGCAGUGCCAGGCCUGGGGCACUGGGGAGAAGAAAGGGCGCACAUGUGAGGAGUGCAGCUUCAAAGUCAAGAUGGUAGACGAGCUUAAGAAAGCGGAAGAGGUGGUGGAGUACUGCUCCUUCCGGGACGAGGAUGACGACUGCACCUACAGCUACACCGUGGAGGGCGACGGCAGCCCCGGGCCCAACAGCACCGUGCUGGUCCACAGGAAGAAGGACUGCCCUCCGGGCUCCUUCUGGUGGCUCAUCCCCCUGCUCAUCUUCCUCCUGCUGCUCCUGGCGCUGCUUCUGCUGCUCUGUUGGAAAUUCUGUGCCUGCUGCAAAGCCUGCCUGGGGCUUCUCCCUUGCUGCAACCGAGGUCACAUGGUGGGCUUUAAGGAAGAUCACUACCUGCUUCGGGAGAAUCUGAUGGCCUCCGACCACCUGGACACGCCCAUGCUGCGCAGUGGAAACCUCAAGGGACGAGACACGGUCCGCUGGAAGAUCACCAAUAAUGUGCAGCGACCUGGCUUUGCCACCCAUGCUGCCAGCACCAGCCCCUCGGAGCUUGUACCCUACGGGCUGUCCCUGCGCCUUGGCCGCCUCUGCACUGAGAACCUCAUGAAGCCUGGCACCCGAGAAUGUGACCAGCUGCGCCAGGAGGUGGAGGAGAAUCUGAAUGAGGUGUACAGACAGGUCAACGGUGCACACAAGCUCCAGCAGACAAAGUUCCGACAGCAGCCCAAUGCUGGGAAAAAGCAAGACCAUACCAUUGUGGACACGGUGCUGCUGGCGCCGCGCUCAGCCAAGCAGACACUAUUGAAGCUGACAGAGAAGCAAGUGGAGCAGGGCUCCUUCCAUGAACUCAAGGUGGCCCGUGGCUACUACACUCUCACUUCGGAGCAGGAUGCCCGGGGCAUGGUGGAGUUCCAGGAGGGUGUAGAGCUGGUGGACGUGCGAGUGCCCCUCUUCAUCCGCCCUGAGGAUGACGACGAAAAGCAGCUGCUGGUGGAGGCCAUCGAUGUUCCCGUGGGCACUGCCACCCUCGGGCGCCGCCUGGUAAACAUCACCAUCAUCAAGGAACAAGCCAGCGGGGUGGUGUCCUUUGAGCAGCCUGAGUACUCGGUGAGCCGUGGAGAGCAGGUGGCCCGUAUCCCCGUCGUCCGGCGCAUCCUGGAUAAUGGCAAGUCCCAGGUCUCCUACAGCACACAGGAUAACACAGCACACGGGCACCGGGACUAUGUCCCUUUGGAAGGCGAGCUGCUGUUCCACCCCGGAGAGACCUGGAAGGAGCUGCAGGUGAAGCUCCUGGAGCUGAAGGAAGUCGACUCCCUACUGCGUGGCCGCCAGGUCCGCCGUUUCCACGUCCAACUCAGCAACCCCAAGUACGGAGCCCGCCUGGGCCAGCCCAACAUGGCCACCGUCAUCCUCGGGGAUCAGGAUGAAACGGACAGGAGUCUCAUAAAUCAGACACUUUCAUCGCCGCUGCCACCCCGUGGAGACCUGGGUGCCCCACAGAACCCCAAUGCCAAGGCUGCUGGGUCCAGGAAGAUCCAUUUCAACUGGCUGCCCCCUCCUGGCAAGCCAAUGGGGUACAGGGUGAAGUACUGGAUCCAGGGCGACUCUGAGUCUGAAGCCCACCUGCUGGACAGCAAGGUGCCCUCAGUGGAGCUCACCAACCUGUAUCCCUAUUGCGACUAUGAAAUGAAGGUGUGUGCCUAUGGGGCACAGGGUGAGGGGCCCUAUAGCUCACUGGUGUCCUGCCGCACCCACCAGGAAGUACCCAGCGAGCCAGGGCGGCUGGCUUUCAAUGUUGUCUCUUCUACGGUGACCCAGCUGAGCUGGGCUGAGCCAGCUGAGACCAAUGGCGAGAUCACAGCCUAUGAGGUCUGCUAUGGACUGGUCAAUGAGGACAACCGACCCAUUGGACCCAUGAAGAAGGUCCUUGUGGACAAUCCUAAGAACCGGAUGCUGCUCAUUGAAAAUCUGCGAGAAUCCCAGCCGUACCGAUAUACAGUGAAGGCACGAAACGGAGCGGGCUGGGGACCCGAGAGAGAGGCUAUCAUCAACCUGGCCACACAGCCCAAGCGGCCCAUGUCCAUCCCCAUCAUCCCCGACAUCCCCAUUGUGGACGCCCAGGGUGGGGAGGACUACGAAAGCUUCCUCAUGUAUAGCGACGAUGUUCUGCGAUCCCCAGCCAGCAGCCAGAGGCCCAGCGUUUCUGAUGACACCGGCUGCGGCUGGAAGUUCGAGCCCCUGCUCGGGGAGGAGCUGGACCUGCGGCGCGUCACGUGGCGGCUGCCCCCGGAGCUCAUCCCGCGCCUGUCCGCCAGCAGCGGGCGCUCCGACGACGACGGCGGCUUUGCUGGGGGCGCGGACGGGGAGGGCGGCGGCUGGAUCCGCGGGGCUACGCCCCGGCCCCCGGGAGAGCACCUGGUGAAUGGCCGAAUGGACUCUGCCUAUCCAGGCAGCGCCAACUCCCUCCACAGAAUGACUGCGGCCAACGCUGCCUACGGCACGCAUCUGAGCCCACACCUCUCCCACCGAGUGCUGAGCUCGUCCUCCACCCUCACGCGGGACUACCACUCUCUGACCCGCACAGAACACUCUCACUCAGGCACGCUUCCCAGGGACUACUCGACCCUCACUUCCCUCUCCUCCCAAGACUCUCGUGGGGCUUCGGGUGUGCCCGACACACCCACCCGGCUGGUGUUCUCCGCCCUGGGGCCGACAUCCCUGAAAGUGAGCUGGCAGGAGCCACAGUGUGACAGAGUGCUACUGGGCUACAGCGUGGAGUACCAACUGCUAAACGGCGGUGAGCUGUAUCGGCUCAACAUCCCUAAUCCUGGCCAAACCUCAGUGGUGGUGGAAGAUCUCCUGCCCAACCACUCCUAUGUGUUCCGAGUGCGGGCCCAGAGCCAGGAGGGCUGGGGCCGGGAGCGAGAGGGUGUCAUCACCAUUGAGUCCCAGGUGCACCCGCAGAGCCCUCUCUGUCCCCUGCCAGGCUCCGCCUUCACUUUGAGCACCCCGAGUGCCCCGGGCCCACUGGUGUUCACCGCCCUAAGCCCAGACUCGCUGCAGCUGAGCUGGGAGCGGCCACGGAGGCCCAACGGAGAUAUCCUUGGCUACUUGGUGACCUGUGAGAUGGCCCAAGGAGGAGGACCAGCUACAACAUUCCGGGUGGACGGAGACAGCCUUGAGAGCAGGUUGACAGUACCUGGCCUCGGUGAGAACAUUCCUUACAAGUUCAAGGUGCAGGCGCGGACAACGGAGGGCUUCGGGCCUGAGCGCGAGGGCGUCAUCACCAUCGAGUCCCAGGAUGGAGGUCCCUUCCCACAGCUGGGCAGCCACUCUGGCCUUUUCCAGAACACGCUGCAAAGCGAGUACAGCAGCAGCACCACUACUGAGCCCUUCUUCAUGGACGGACUGACUGUGGGGACCCAGCGCCUGGAAGCAGGGGGCUCCCUCACCCGGCAUGUGACCCAAGAAUUUGUGAGCCGGACACUGACUGCUAGCGGAUCUCUCAGCACCCACGUGGACCAACAGUUCUUCCAAACCUGAGACCCCAGGAACCGGGGGCUCUCCCUUGCCUUCUCUCCUAGCACCUUCUUCCUCUGCUGUUCCACCCACCUGCAUGCUGAAUGCUGCCCACGGAGCCGGCACCUCUAGUCAGGCAGCAGGGGUAGGUGCCGUCGAGGAAGCAUGAAGUGGGUCGAGGUACCACAAGGCCUUUCUGACUACAUCCUGCCCUGGCUCCAAACCCACUUGCAACCAAAGAACUGGAGCCAGCACAAGGACCCAGCCUUUGUUCUGCAAUUAAUAAAAGAUUUUGCUAUGCUUA
This is a messenger RNA of Psammomys obesus (fat sand rat), 5809 nucleotides long. RefSeq names its product integrin subunit beta 4 (gene Itgb4). The record is from RefSeq and is a predicted model, not a curated record. The coding region runs from base 91 to 5529 and encodes 1812 amino acids. Gene Ontology annotation, molecular function: integrin binding. Gene Ontology annotation, cellular component: cell surface; integrin complex; focal adhesion. Gene Ontology annotation, biological process: hemidesmosome assembly; cell-matrix adhesion; cell communication. Lineage: Eukaryota; Metazoa; Chordata; Mammalia; Rodentia; Muridae. The transcript is spliced from 40 exons.